GUGAGGCAUAGAGAGUGAACGCGCUUUGGCUUUUUGAAGAUAUUUCUCUGUUCAGGACGAGUUAUUUGGAUAUAAUUACAAGUCAUAUCAAGAACAAGCGCUGUUUUUAUAAGUGUCGUGUUUUUGGAAUAUUUUGAGAACCUUUUUGUAUUUAGAGAGUUGAGAGUGAAGAUGAAGGCCUUGUUUGCACUGUGUCUUGUGGCGUUUAUCGCUGGAGCUUCUGCACAAUGCACAUGCAAAACCAUGAAGUGGGCAACCUGUGAUGGAACGCCAUGCAAAUGUGAGGUUUUUAUUGAUACCAAUGUAAAGCAGACUCUGGAAUGUGAAAAAUUGGUGCCCAAAUGCUUUCUUAUGAAGGCUGAAAUGUACCGUGCCAAGAACGGCCUGUCUACUAGAACCUUUGGUGGUAAGCCAGUCGACACUGCAAUUGUGGAUAAUGAUGGGAUCUAUGACCCAGUGUGUGAGAAUAAUGGCCGCUUCAAAGCUAUCCAGUGCAAUGGCACUGAAACCUGCUGGUGCGUGAACAGUGCUGGUGUCCGCAGAUCUGACAAAGGAGACAAGAACCUGAAGUGUGAGCCAGUUGAGACCAACUGGAUUCGCCUUGAGUUGACGCACAAUGAAACUAAUGCUGCUUUGGAUAGUGCCAAACUCAGAACUGGACUUGAAAAUGCUGUCCUGGAACGUUAUGGCCUGGCUAAGGGUUUUAUUCAAGAGGUUCAGUAUGAAAAAGCAUCUCGUAGGAUUCUUGUGGAUCUCAAGAAAUCUGAUAAUACAGACUUGGCUACUGUGGCUUACUACAUGGAGAAAGAUGUCAAAGUCCUGCCCCUUUUCAAGGAACAAAACAAAAUGGAGGUCAGCGUUGAAGGCAACAAAGUGCCCAUGAAGAACAUCCUGAUCUACUAUGUGGAUGAAAAACCUCCUACCAUGACCAUGCAGAAACUGACUGGUGGUGUGAUUGCUGUGAUUGUGGUGGUUGCCCUGGCUGUGGUCAUAGGCCUCCUUGUUUUGUUUUUUAUGAACAGACGAGAGAAGGCCCAGUACAGCAAAGCACAGGCAAGGGAGAUGGAUAACUUGUCUUAAAGACAAGAUCUCUUCUACAGUUCUGUCUGCACAAGGAUCAUCUGUAUAUUGCUUGUUUUAAUGUUGGUUGAACUUUAACAAGGGAUUGAACAAUUAGUGUCUGUUACAUGCUCCAUAAUGUUUUUGAAUAACAUGGAUGUCUUUGUUACGUUGUCUUAAUUUGGCAGUCCAGCCUUUAUCUCCUUUAAAGAGGAAUGGACUUCUGCUUCAGUUUUACUGUCCAUAGCCAGUGUGUCUUAGUUUUUAAAGUGUCAGUUACAAUGAAUAUGUACAGUUUUUAAACCUUUUUUAAAAUAAAUGUUUAUUAAUAGUGUCUUGUAUCUUCAAUAAUUCCAGUGUACCCCGACAAACUGAUUUAAAGAGCAAUCUGCUCCGUCUUGUUUUAUGGUAUGCAGACUGGCAUGUGCACACCCUUUGUAGUGCCUAGCCUGACAAAAGGUAUAUAGGCAUCUAAAAUUUUAUGUGAAGCUUUAGUUUACCUUUUAUCUUUUUUUUUUUUUUUUUUUUUUUUUUUAUCAAAACAUUUUUUUGAAAGCAAGUAACCUUGCUAAAAUAACUGGCACAAUUAGGCAAGAUGGGUAAAUGGGGAAGGUUGCAUUGUGUUCUCAGGGAUGUUACUGAACCAACAAUUGAGAUUGUACUUGUAUGUAUGCCUCUUGCAUUGUUUUAAAUAAACUUUUUUUUUUGACCGUUUUAUAAAA
Messenger RNA from Trichomycterus rosablanca, 1781 nucleotides. It is a transcript of the gene epcam, whose product is annotated as epithelial cell adhesion molecule. The transcript is spliced from 9 exons. Gene Ontology annotation, cellular component: membrane. The record is from RefSeq and is a predicted model, not a curated record. NCBI's taxonomy places the organism in Eukaryota, Metazoa, Chordata, Actinopteri, Siluriformes, Trichomycteridae. Bases 172 to 1080 code for a protein of 302 amino acids.